AUGUCUUCCACCACGCGCACAACUCCACCGAAUGCAAACGGGCAAUCAUCACAGACUAUGGUACCUCCACCAAAUCCAUUUGCUAUGAAGCAGCCGUACAUCCACCCGACUACGCUCCCUACUCCCAAUGUGCCCCAAAUCGGCUCCAGGUCCCCGGGAUACUCGUCACACUCAUACAGUCACUCUACGUCACCAAGCACCGCCUCUGGUAGUCUGCCAGAGCUUCAAAACCACGAUGGUGCUGGUUCGAUGAGAUCGCCUACUCAGAUGUCCUCUGCGAACCUAAAUGCGCAGAAGCGAGCAUACAGGCAGCGACGGAAAGAUCCUUCGUGUGACGCCUGUCGAGAACGCAAAGUGAAGUGCGAUGCUACGGAGACUUCGGCCUGCUCAGAAUGUUCGAGUCGUAACCACAGGUGUCAGUUCACAAAAGAAACCAAUCGCCGAAUGUCCUCGAUCAAACAGGUUCAAGACCUCCAGAGUCAGAUUGCCGAGUUAACUCAGGUCAACUCCCAGCUACGAACCAAAGUUUCGGACAAGGACCCGUUAGAAGCCGAUCGGACGGAUAUGAAGCGAAGAUACUCUGAAGCACACGUUGGCGCCACAUCAGGACCGCAGCGAAUGUCUGUACCAGUCUUGCACAAUUUCGAUCACGUCCGCACCAACAUCAUAUCGUAUGCUCAGGGUGUAUUCAGCACGCCUCACGGAAAUCACGGCCACGGUGUUGAGUCGAGUUGGCAUAUGCCAGAAGUACCCUUACGGACGGAUUUUGUAUAUUUUUCCCAGGCGUAUCAUGUUACAAUACAUGAGUCGUAUCCUGCAGUUCAUUGGCCCACAUUUCAACUUGAGGUAGACGCCGUUUAUGCGUCAAGGAGCUUUGAAGGCAGACCGCGUGCAUGGAUUGGUUUAUUCUUUGCAAUACUAGCUUGCGGUACCUUGCGACCCAGGACUGAUCGCCCAAUGUCUCCUUCUGUAACAUCAACAGGUCAGGCAAUGUUCGAAAUUGCAACUUCCGCCGUUCAGCCUUGGCCCCAGGAUCUUUCCGUCACACAUGCGCAAGCGGCACUGGUACUGAGUAUAUAUGCGUCUGAGAGCAACAUGCGCUCGGUUAGCUCCAUGUGGCUUGCGUCUGCCGUAAGAAUUGCGCAAGAGUUACAAAUCUGUCCUGAAGUCGAUUGCUGGUCGGCUGUUGUGGGAGAAACACGGCGAAGGCUGUGGUGGGCCAUUUAUGUGCGCGACAGAAUCACGUCUCUGGAAACAAGUAGACCAAUGCUUAUCCACGAAGACGACUGUGAAAUCUCGCUCCCAUCUUCGUCGGCCGACCACUACAUUACACCCAACGGCUCGUUUCGAGGGAUUCCGGAGCCUGUUCCAUGUACUGGCUUUUUGGCUACAAUACAGAUAACCCGCUCAUACGCACCAUUAUCUCAGGCGCUGAAGUCGAGCGUCAUCAUGCCAAAGACGUUGCAAAACUUUGAUGAGCAGUUGCGUUCAAAGUUACUAAUACUCCCAGAAACCUACAAACCAGAUUCAGAUGGUUACUUCGACUCGAAAGGAUUACCCACCGUCUUCGCCGUACUCUCUGCUCGAUUUCAUCUCUACAGACGCAACUUCAGCCCCGUCUCCGGUCCGAACGAACGAACGAACGCAUUGAAUCGCUGCGUCUCUGUCGCUGAGGACACAUCGAAGUACGUCUCGAGAGUGCUGCAUAAUCCCGUAAUGCAAGAUGCUGGGAAGAACUGGGCAGAAAGAGUGGCUUUGAUUGCGAGCAACACGGUUUGUUUGCACUUGUGGCGGUGCAUUCUAGUGUUGUGCUUCCGAAGCGAGUACGAUGCUGCGCUCAUGUGCUUGCAUCUUUCAAAGGCUAUUGGAAACCUGCGCAAGAUUAACGUUGGCUGUGGGAGACACAUCGGAUUCGUUUUAGACCGGUUACUGGAUCGAGUGCGCAGCGGCCACGGAAGCAUCCAACAACUUGAACGGGACGAAGAGAUGAUCGCAUACGUCAGUGGUGAUGCUCAAAGUAGCCUAGAGCAUUCUUGGGUUUGGUCAGGCACGGAUUUGGCCUUGUCAACCUCACAGGAUGUGUUUCCUGGUGCUCCGCGACAGUCAGGAGGUGAUGAGCCGAUGAGAGACGCGCUACCCUACCGACCGUCAUCUUCUACACCAACGAACGGCACGACAGAUUGGGAUGAGUGGGCAAAGAUUGAGCAUACAGUGCGUCAAUUGAUGGGCGAACAUGUCCAUCGAAACACGCAGCCAUCAUCCUAUUAUCUACCACCGCACAACCCUGUGAAGCGUGUACAACUGGCUACGGAUAUUCUCUCACCGCCGAAGACAACAGCGAACCCAAGCCCGACGCCAUCUAGUACAAGUCGUAUCAGCAUUGCGAACAUUAUAUAG
Molecule: messenger RNA, 2397 nt
Organism: Pyrenophora tritici-repentis Pt-1C-BFP
Lineage: Eukaryota; Fungi; Ascomycota; Dothideomycetes; Pleosporales; Pleosporaceae
Product: Fungal-trans multi-domain protein
Biological process (GO): regulation of DNA-templated transcription; DNA-templated transcription
Molecular function (GO): zinc ion binding; DNA-binding transcription factor activity, RNA polymerase II-specific; DNA binding
Source: RefSeq, a predicted model, not a curated record